CAAAAACACUGCAUCAGUUCUCAAUAGCUGCUUUUCAAAGCGGUACUAUCUUGUUUGCCUUGCAAUAAUAUUCCCAAUUUCACUGAAAAAAUCUCCACCUCGUCAACCACCGCCGCUCCUCAUCUCCAUGCUGCUACAGUAGUACACCGCUAAAAAAUCUCCGAUUCACUAGUUUUUUUCUGAUGAAAAAGCAGUAGAGAUUGUUAAUCCUCGCUAGCUUCUAGGGUUUCUUCCAUCUCCUUGUCGACUUCACCGUUUCUGAUCUGCAGUUCAGUGAAAUGGAGGAGUACAAUCACGAGAUGAGCGGGAACUCGAAUUCGAGGUGCAAUUUCCUGUACGGAGAUUCAUCUGUUUACGGAAGAAGCAGCUCCUUCCAUCUCCAAUCGCCCGAUUGCUACGAUCAAUCGGAGACCAAGCAGCAGGCCGUCAAAAUUGAAUCGCGAAAUCACGCUUCCAGGUUCCAAUACUCCGCGAUUACUCCGGCUGCGGUGGAGGACCACCGCCACCGCCACGAUCGGGACAAUUCCGGCGAAGCUGAGUCGAUUAAAGCGAAAAUCAUCGCUCAUCCUCAGUAUUCAAGCCUUUUGGAUGCUUAUAUGGACUGCCAAAAGGUGGGAGCGCCGCCGGAUGUGGUGGCGCGGCUGGCGGCGGUGCGGCAGGAGUUUGAGGCGAGCCAGCGCGCUGCGGCGGUGACCGGCAGAAACGUCUCGAAGGAUCCAGAACUCGACCAAUUCAUGGAAGCGUAUUAUGAUAUGCUAGUGAAGUAUAGAGAGGAGCUGACGAAGCCGAUUCAUGAAGCUAUGGAGUUCAUGCGACGCAUUGAGAAGCAGCUCAAUUUGCUCACCAAAAACACUACAGAGGAGAAAUACGAGGGCAAUGGUUCAUCUGAAGAAGAGCACGAGGACAGUGGCAUCGAGACAGAAGUUGCGGAGAUAGACCCGAGAGCAGAAGACCGGGAGCUGAAGAACCACCUCUUGAAGAAGUACAGCGGAUACCUGAGCAGCCUCAAGCAGGAGCUCUCGAAGAAGAAGAAGAAAGGGAAACUCCCCAAAGACGCGAGGCAAAAGCUCCUCAGCUGGUGGGAGUUGCACUACAAGUGGCCUUAUCCUUCGGAGUCGGAGAAGCUGGCGCUGGCAGAGUCGACAGGGUUGGACCAGAAGCAGAUAAACAACUGGUUCAUAAACCAAAGGAAACGGCAUUGGAAGCCGUCUGAAGAUAUGCAGUUCAUGGUGAUGGAUGGGCUGCAGCACCCACACGCUGCAGCAGGGCUUUACAUGGAAGGCCAUUAUAUGGGUGAUGGGCCUUACAGAUUGGGGCCGUGACGACGUCGUAGUGCUGCUGCCUCUGCCUUGUGGUUAGUUAAUUAUAUAAAUCUGUGGAAAUUUGCAAGGGAGCUGAUGCUGCUGGUUUGGUAAUUGGUAGCAAUUUGACAGCUCAUUAAUCUUGUAUUUCUUCUUGUUAUUGUUGCUAGUUGUGUUAAUCUAAGUGUUUUUUUUUUAUUUUUUAUUGUAUGAUGUUUCUUGGUGAAAUGUAUCUGUAAUUUGGUGUUUAAAUGUUGAAAUAAUUGUGUAUCUUAACCUGAUAAGCAGUACAGAUUCAGUCCACUCUUCAA
Salvia hispanica is the source of this 1612-nucleotide messenger RNA. Its product is annotated as homeotic protein knotted-1-like. Gene Ontology annotation, molecular function: DNA-binding transcription factor activity, RNA polymerase II-specific; DNA binding. Gene Ontology annotation, cellular component: nucleus. NCBI's taxonomy places the organism in Eukaryota, Viridiplantae, Streptophyta, Magnoliopsida, Lamiales, Lamiaceae. The record is from RefSeq and is a predicted model, not a curated record. Gene Ontology annotation, biological process: regulation of DNA-templated transcription.